Messenger RNA from Halteromyces radiatus, 1393 nucleotides. Its product is annotated as phosphatase 2C-like domain-containing protein. The coding region runs from base 145 to 1338 and encodes 397 amino acids. The record is from RefSeq and is a predicted model, not a curated record. The transcript has 5 exons. Lineage: Eukaryota; Fungi; Mucoromycota; Mucoromycetes; Mucorales; Cunninghamellaceae.
UUCAAGUCCGUCGUCUUUUCUUUUUUUUUUCCUGUCUAAUUCCUCCACUCUUCUAUUUUUUUUUUUCCUCUUAUCAUUUUCCCUUUUUCCCUUUCUCUUUUUCCAUUUUUUUAAUACAACGAUAUUAAUACAUUUAUUUUGGAUAUGUAUUCCAAAAAUCAUUUAACUGUGGUGAGUAAACAAUUGGAACCUUUGGUAUUCAGAUCGUCUUUAUCAAGUCGAACGGUUCUUCCUGCCAUCAUACGACCUUAUCAACAGCCUUCAUUUUCUUCUUCUACUUUUUCCACCUCAUCCGAAACAUAUACGUCAAACAAACGACAAGUACAUACAGCAUCAUUAGUUGAAGAGUAUGAAUCACCAAGAACAUCUCAAUUCCAUUUUUCUCAAAGACAUUUACAACCUUUACCUAUCUAUGACUUUUUUGCAGCUAAUGAAAAGAUCAAGAAACCUGAUUAUAUCUUUGCUCAUGGUGCUUCUGGUUUUGCCAAACGACGACAACAAAAGAAACGACGGCCAUAUCAUCCUCCGCAGCAACAUUUUUACAGUGAACAAAUGGGGGAAGAUGCUUUCUUUACACGAUGUGAUUCCUUUGGUAUUAGUGAUGGUGUAGGUGGUUGGUCUAGUUCUCAAGCUGCCGAUCCUGCCUUAUUUGCACGACAAUUGAUGCACCACGCUUAUUUGGAAUUGGAACGUUAUGACAACGUGGAUGACCCUUGUUUUUAUCACUAUGAUGAUGUGGAUCCUGUUCAAAUUUUACAAAAGAGUUAUGAAGCCAGUUUAUUAGAAGCAGAAAAAGAGGGCAUUGUUGGAUCAUGUACAGCUUGUCUUGCCAUUUUACGACAUGACGAAUUAAGGAUCGCAAAUCUUGGUGAUUGUGGUAUAUCAGUGAUAAGACAUAACAAUUAUAUAUUUCGAAGUGAAGAACAACAACAUUCAUUCAAUUUUCCUUAUCAACUUGGUACUGGCUCGCCGGAUCAACCCAAGGAUGCUCAGGUGUUUAAUGUAAAGGUGGAAAAAAACGACAUCAUCAUUAUGGGUAGUGAUGGACUUUAUGAUAAUCUCUUUGAUAAGGAAAUCUUAUCAAUUAUUGAAGCGCAAGUGGCACCUUAUAUUUUACCUGGUAUGAACAAAACUUUACAAUUUGAACCUCAACGUUUGUCUGACGCUCUUGCCAAUCGAGCCAAGGUAGUCAGUGACAACCGACGAAAUAUCGAUAGUCCAUUCCAAACAAGGGCAAUCCAUGAAGGGUUUUACUACCAGGGUGGAAAAGUGGAUGAUAUCAGUGUGGUUGUAGCUGUGGUACGAGAUAGUGAAGAUUCACCCGAUCGUCGAUUAUAGUAGUAAUAUAUUCGUUGUAGUAUAGCUUUAGUUGAUGAAUGUAGUGUAGACUCUU